Molecule: messenger RNA, 564 nt
Organism: Penicillium alfredii
Lineage: Eukaryota; Fungi; Ascomycota; Eurotiomycetes; Eurotiales; Aspergillaceae
Exons: 2
Coding region: 1-564 (187 amino acids)
Source: RefSeq, a predicted model, not a curated record
AUGAAGCAACAGUCGUUCCAGUACGCACAGCUCCCUCAGUUUAAAUAUCAGAGCUUCGAGCGUCAAUAUCAGACAUUCGAUCGAAAUACUUUGCAAUUUUCUUAUUAUCCCACCUAUACUGUCGACCCUCUGACCGCGGGCAAGGACCAGGUCAACAAUGAGCCCAGUGCCUACGAACCGGAAAAGGGCCCUGCCCCCGAUGAGCCCGUAGCAGAGCCUAGUAGCUCCCCGGAUGAGAGCUCGGCUACUCCAGAUCCUGCAGAAUCCUCCGAGGCAACGACGCCGCCAGCAGAGAGUGAAUCUAACGAUGCGGCUCCCGCAGACGCAAAGGAGGAACUCAAGGAUGCCCCUGAAGGCGAAGAGUCUGCACUAAGCGCUGAACCCGCCGCAGAUCCCGCCACAGAGGACGAGGAGAAGCCUAAUGAAGCCCCUGAAGAGCCAGCCGCAGAGGCCACCAAACCUGUUGAGCCCGAAAUGGGCGAUGAGAAUUCUCCGCCGGCAGAGGCGGACGAUGCACCGAAGAAAGACGACGGAAGCGGCAACAAUGGUUGGCCACUAUUGUGA